Messenger RNA from Capsicum annuum, 364 nucleotides. Its product is annotated as protein FLOWERING LOCUS T-like. NCBI's taxonomy places the organism in Eukaryota, Viridiplantae, Streptophyta, Magnoliopsida, Solanales, Solanaceae. The record is from RefSeq and is a predicted model, not a curated record.
GCCAUAGCUAGGUAGUUCACUAGUGAACAUUGUGAAUUGUGAAGUUUAAUUAAUAAUAACGUAUAUAUACUAUAUAGUUCUUUGUUUUUCUAUUUAUCUUCAUGUCAACAAGAGGUAGAGAUUCUUUAGAACUUGGUGGAGUGAUAAGUGAUGUGUUGGAUCCAUUCACAAGGUCAAUUAGCCUAAGUGUUGUUUAUCAAAAUAGGGAAGUUAUCAAUGGUACUAAUUUGAGGCCUUCUCAAAUUACAAAUCAACCUAGAGUUGAGAUUGGAGGGACAGAUCUUACCACUUUUUAUACUUUGAUUAUGGUGGAUCCUGAUGCUCCAAGUCCGAGCAACCCAAAUUUGAGGGAGUACCUACAUUG